CUGACCAACAGCCAACAAGUGCCAUUCGAUUCGGCGAUCCGGGACAAGAAGAAAUUCCAGCAAUUGUAGGGAAAGCGAUCGCGAGCGAGGGAAAGAUUUAGUGGAAAGAUGUUCGAACGCUGCAGUUUAUUGUUUGCGGCCAUGCUGAUGGCUUCGACUUUGAUGACCCAAGCCCAUUUCCCAGAGUAUUGUGCGGAGUGUGAGCAGGAGGUGUGGGAGCAGGUGCCGUGCAGCGAGGUGCCCACCACGGUGUCACCGACGACGACCAGUGGCAGCACCGCAAGACCACCCACCACCGUGGUGGUGCCCAGUACCACAGAUCAUGUCUAUCCCACGACUACCAGUGCACCACCCACACCCCCGGAUUACACCACCCAGCCGUCGGCGUACAAGAAGUGCUACUGCGAGUGCAAGCUGGGCUGCAAGGAGUUCUGCCGCAAGGUGGUCUCCUCGGGACCCAAGCAGCCGCUCACCCAGAUCUCCUCCAUCGGGGAGUAUGCGCCGGGUGGCCAGGUGGAGUACACGCAUGUGCAUCAGCGCAAGUACUUCCCCAAGUACGGUGGAGAUGGCUACAGCGGACUGGUGGGACCCGUGGGUGGACCCAAGUCCUAUAAGCCCUAUCCUCUGGUCUACGAGCAGGCGGCUGCCGCUUCUGCUGCCUCACCGGCGUCCAUCUCCUCGGUGGCCUCCUCGCCGGCUGUGGCCAACAUAGCUGCUCCCAAUUACACGCUGGAGGAGCUGGCCCAGCUGCUGAGCACAGCCUAUGGCAGUAAGAAGGGUUAUCCCGCCAGUGUGCCAUCUCAGCCACGCCAGUUGCAACCGGCUCCUGUGCCAACACCCUCCGUUUACUACUCCCCUGUGCCUGUGUACUCCAAACCGGUGGUUCCACUCGUGAGCAAGGUGGCUCCGGCACCCAAGCUGACCUCCAGCAUUAGGUAUGCCGCCUCGGCGGUUUCAUCCUCGUCGGGCGGUACAGUGGUGAAGAUAAAGACUCCCUACGAGGAGAAGAUUGUGGUGGCCACACCGCCUCCCAUUUACGACAGGACCACCUCCUAUCCGAUUGUUGAGGAGCCCAAGGCGUAUUCAGCGCCCCAAACAGAGGCCUAUCCUGUUGUGCAGAGCCAAACGGAAUACCCCAGUCCUACGGAAUCGUAUCCCAGCCACAAGGAGUCGUACCCCAGCAUCACGGAGGCAUAUCCCAGUCAAACGGAGGCAUAUCCCAGCCAAACGGAGGCCUAUCAACCCCGUACGGAGAACUAUCCCGUACCGGAACCUCAGCCGGAGGUUAAGCCAUAUGGUGGACCCGAAUCCGGCCCUGAUAAGCCAUCCUCGACCUUUGACCUGGCCAUCGAUAACUAUCUGAAGGACUUUGGAUAUGGCAACCAAGGAAGGGGCUAUGUGGACUACUGAGUCCCAUUCGUUGUUGUUAGGUUUAGACAUAUUCCUAGGUCUCCUUCUAUUUAUUUAUGUUUUUCCCCUUUUCUGUUGACUUAAUAAUGAUUAAAAUAUUUA
Drosophila rhopaloa is the source of this 1512-nucleotide messenger RNA. RefSeq names its product extensin-1. Lineage: Eukaryota; Metazoa; Arthropoda; Insecta; Diptera; Drosophilidae. Bases 109 to 1410 code for a protein of 433 amino acids. The transcript has 2 exons. The record is from RefSeq and is a predicted model, not a curated record.